AUGCUCAAUGACGAGGAGCCUCAGGAAGAACCCUCAAUAGAUGUCGAUAUGGAGGAAGCACAGGACGAACAAAAGGCCACGACACAGGACCAGGAAGAGGACAUCGAUAAUGACGAUAGUGAAAAUGAUCUAGAACUGCAAAACGAUCGGGAAAGUAGCGACGAUGAAGCAGAUGUUGAGGAUGAUGAAGAUCAGGAGCUGAGGUCAAAUGCCCGGUCAACUUCGCAGAAGGAGGCGCAUACAUCCGAUCGGGUUCAGAAGGUUCUGAGCAAUCCAGAGAUUGAGGCAGCAUUUCAGGACAAGUACAUGACCCAGAUUACACAAGCAUUCGGAGACGAGCUCAACACGCUACGCGAAACGGACUCUUUGGAGGGUGCCCAGCUGGAACUGCUGAUUGACUCCUUGAACCAGACGGGACACAUCUACAGAGUGAUGGAGAAGGAGCUCUGGACGAACAGACCCCACUCAUAUCCAGCAACCGCGACGUCGACCGCUCCAACAGCAGACGCAGUAGAAACCAAGAACCCUACUACAUAUCUCCUCUCAGCAACAGCAGCGCCCUCGAUCUCCUGCCUCAACCCCAACGACUACAACCGCUGCACCAACACCUCGACAGAGCUCGACGACAUGAACAAGCACACGCCAUCACGCCACGACACUGGCUGGUCCUCCUCCUUGCUUGCCUUGAAUGUCCAGCUGGGAGAAUGGCUCGGGGACGACUAUGCAACACAUCAAUAUCACAUCAACCUCCUCUACUCUGUCUACUCACUCCCCAAUAUUGUCCUUCCACUAUUCGGAGGUUAUCUCAUCGAUCGACUCUCAGCCUCCAGGGUUCUCAUUCUGUUCAGUCUUUGUGUCUGCGCAGGGCAGGGGCUCUUUGCUAUCGGAGUCUCUGCAAAGUCGAUCUGGAUGAUGGUCCUUGGACGAUUCAUUUUCGGGAUCGGAGGUGAGUGUCUGGAGGUCGCACAGGCCAAGAUCACCACAGAUUGGUUCAAGUCCCGAUGGUUGGGAUUCGCCUUGGGAUUGAACUUGUCUUCUGCCAGGAUCGGAACCGCAUUGAACGACAACAUUUCGCCGGCUAUCGCAGCUCAUGGAGGAGGUGUUGUGGGCGCCAGCUGGGUUGGUGUUCUGGUAUGCGCCAUCAGUUUGUUCUGUGGAAUUGCACUUGCUUAUCUGGAUCGACCAGAGUCUCGAAAGGAGUCGGGUGUACGACUGGAUGCCAGGGAUCGCAACAAGGACGCGAUCCGUUCGAGGAAGGACAACAUUGUCGGUCGUCAAGCGAUCAAUAUCUCUUCCGACUCGACCAUGACGAUGUCCUCGGUCGCACUGCAGGAGGAGGAAGAGAUUGAGAAGGAAAAUGAGAUGGCAGAGGACGAUGAGAUGCACUAUUCAGAGAUAUUUACUCUUCAGCCAAACUUUUGGAUUCUCUCACUCAUUUGUAUCUCGCUCUAUGGUAUGUUUUGA
Linnemannia hyalina is the source of this 1464-nucleotide messenger RNA. The record is from the annotation of a GenBank genome assembly. Lineage: Eukaryota; Fungi; Mortierellomycota; Mortierellomycetes; Mortierellales; Mortierellaceae.